GCCCAACACAGAUGUUUCUUGUUCGCCUUGGCUCUCAGUUUUGAUGCAAGCCUUCAUGUUGCUUUGCACAUUUCCCUGUUGUCCUCCUGUGUAUCUCAAGCUGACAUACUUAUUAGGAGUAACCAAUUACAGGUAGCCAGUUUAUUGUAGGGACAAGCUGCAACAGGCGACCAAGCGUUGAGCACCUGAAUUCGGCGGGAACUGCAGCAGAACGCCGGUGAUCGGCGCCAAUCAGCAGCGUCGCGGAUUUCCAGCCAGGCAAACCCGGGGGCUCAGUAUUCGUUUCCUCAUUUUAACGCUAAAGGAAACGUUGGUCAACACAUAAACCAGUGCUAGAUCACGCUUGGGCCCUCAAAAGGAAAAGCUAUGAGAACCUGGUUUUGUGUUGCUAAUGUUAUUUACGUGUUGGCGUUUUUUUGCCACGCAAAACGGCCUCAAAAAAGCUUGCAACCCCCACCACUAACUGAUCAAAAACCCCUGAAACCGCAGACACCUGAGGAAAAAAUGCAGCUUGUAAAACAGUUGAUCGGAGGAAAAAAGAGGCUUAUCUUAGCCCGUGGAAUGUACUCUCAACCUAAUUAUCCGAUUUGUGUUCGAUCUCAACUCAUUUUUUAUACUGAAGCUACUGGAUAUCGCCACAACUUAUCCUAUUACGAGAAAGACCCAGUGAUGGAAAAGAGAAAAGGACCGCGAAUUGACCGCACUCAGACAUACAUGCAUGUGAGAUCAAGUACCAAGAUGGAACCACUUUUUGUCGUGAAUGCUUACAUGGGGAAUAAGAUACGGGACCCUAAAGUAUCGGGACGGUACACUAUUCUUUAUGCUACCAAAGCCUGUUUCAUCAUAAGUACUGGAGAACAAGCUAAUGCGUCGAAGUCGCAAGGUCAAGGUGUCGCCAUACCCGCAGCUAAUGCGUCGAAGUCGCAAGAUCAAGUUGUUGGCAUACCUGCAGGAGGCACGUUCUCUCACUCUCUCUCAUGCGGUCUGUGGAGGCUUGGAGUGGCUAAUGAAACAGAAAGAAUUCCGUGCAGGAAUGAAUACAGACGUCUGUGCAAGCAAGGUCUAUAUAAAUUUGUGUUUACCGACAUGUGUCGGCUGGCAAAGAAUGUAAAAAUUACUGCGGGGCCAGCUACUCCAAAGGUGAAUUGAAUAAAAUUCUACAUUGGAACU
This is a messenger RNA of Dermacentor silvarum, 1170 nucleotides long. RefSeq lists its product as uncharacterized. Bases 367 to 1149 code for a protein of 260 amino acids. Lineage: Eukaryota; Metazoa; Arthropoda; Arachnida; Ixodida; Ixodidae. The record is from RefSeq and is a predicted model, not a curated record. The transcript is spliced from 11 exons.